CUAGGAGCAAGGAAGCUACUAGGAGCUCCUGGCAUCGCUACUAGGAGCAAGUGCCUUACUACUAGGAACAAGAAGCUACUAGGGGCUCCUGGCAUCGCUACUAGGAGCGGUCGGACGCUACUAGGGGCUCUGCGCCUACCAGGAGCGGUCGGACGCUAGGGGCUCCUGUGACUCACCCUUCCUUUUGGAUUCCAAAGGGAAAUCCACCGACCAUGUCUGAAACUGUGGUGCCAUGCCUACAGAAUGAUGCCCACAAGAUUGGAGCCGUGGUGGCCAUUUUCACAGCCCUGAGCUCCAGCAGCCUGGCACAUUUGCUGCACCAUAUCGGCACAGAUGUUCCAGAGGAAUACUCCUUGAGGGGCUGUCGUGGGCGGAUUAUUCAAGACAUCUCCUGUGGCGGCAUCUAUCUACCGGAGUAUCUCAUCUUUGCCAUUGGCUUCACAUUUGUCAGCCUUUGUAUGUGCCAUGCUUUCCAAAAGGCUGGCUACAUCCUCGAGAAGUACAGUACGCUCUCUUCUAGGUUGGUGCGAGUCUUUCGCAUGGCUGGCCUUGUAGGCUGCGUUUCGAUGAUACCAAUGGCGUGGAUUUCUAUGCGGUUCCACCGGGGGUUUCAUUUGCUCUUCGCCGGACUGACGAUGGGUCCAUGGUGUGUUGCCUUUAGCGUCCGCUGCUAUUCCGGUUGCCCUCCCUAUCACCGCUUUGCAGUGAUCACAUGCGUCAUGGCUGCUGUGCUGAUAGUCUGGUGGUUCACAUCGAUUCUUCUUGGCUUUUCCAAGCAAUCCUGGGCAGAAUGGGUGGCAUUCAUUUGCUUCUUGCUGCAUACGUUCACCUUCCCUGUACCUGCUUCGCGUUCUUCCAUUUUUCGGUCAGAGCAAGAACAGGCAGAGGUGGAGUUGGAGCCAGCAGGCAGAGGGAAUUAAGAAGGGGGCUGCAAAAGCCAAGGAGGUGUAGAAGGCACAUUACGGUUGUAGCGAUGCACUUGCUACUAGUAGCUUCUGGCUACUCUUUUACUGUUUAUUGGUUUGGCCAAAGCAUGGCACAUCAUGGAACAUUACACUUGCUGACGCAACACAGGAGCCUAAGUGAGAACAUCCGACAGCUGCCUUUUGCAAGAGUGAGAAGCAUGUGAGACGGGGCAACUCGAGUAUGUCCGAAUUGAGAGACCCAACGAUAUCUGUGGAGAUUGUCUGGGUGAUGCCGGAUGCACAUUGGGUCCCCUGUUAUCGCAGAC
Molecule: messenger RNA, 1231 nt
Organism: Durusdinium trenchii
Lineage: Eukaryota; Dinophyceae; Suessiales; Symbiodiniaceae
Source: the annotation of a GenBank genome assembly